AUGGCGGGCAGCCCGGGCAGCGAGGCCUCCUUGGAGGGUGUAUCCCUGGGCUCUUCGGAGGAGGCCGAUCUCCGGAGGGAAGCCAUGCAGCAAGUUCUGGACAACCUGGGAUCCCUCCCCAAUGCUACAGGAGCUGCAGAACUGGACCUGAUCUUCCUUCGAGGCAUUAUGGAAAGUCCCAUAGUAAGAUCCCUGGCCAAGGCGCACGAGCGGCUGGAGGAGACCAAGCUGGAGGCGGUGCGGGAUAACAACCUGGAGCUGGUGCAGGAGAUCCUUCGGGACCUGGCACAGCUGGCAGAGCAGAGCAGCACAGCCGCAGAGCUGGCCCGGAUCCUCCAGGAGCCUCACUUCCAGUCCCUCCUGGAGACCCAUGACUCUGUGGCCUCAAAAACCUAUGAGACACCACCCCCCAGCCCUGGCCUGGACCCCACCUUCAGCAACCAGCCAGUACCUCCAGACGCAGUACGCAUGGUGGGCAUCCGAAAGACUGCUGGAGAGCAUCUGGGCGUGACGUUCCGUGUGGAGGGCGGUGAGCUGGUGAUUGCACGCAUUCUGCACGGGGGCAUGGUGGCUCAGCAAGGCCUGCUGCACGUGGGUGAUAUCAUCAAGGAGGUGAACGGGCAGCCUGUGGGCAGCGACCCUCGUGCGCUGCAGGAGCUCCUACGCAGUGCCAGCGGCAGCGUCAUCCUCAAGAUCCUGCCCAGCUACCAGGAGCCCCAUCUGCCCCGCCAGGUGUUUGUGAAAUGCCACUUUGACUAUGACCCUGCAAGAGACAGCCUCAUCCCCUGCAAGGAAGCGGGCCUGCGCUUCAGUGCUGGGGACUUACUGCAGAUUGUAAACCAGGAUGACGCUAACUGGUGGCAGGCAUGCCAUGUAGAAGGGGGCAGCGCUGGGCUCAUCCCCAGCCAGCUGCUGGAGGAGAAGCGGAAAGCCUUUGUCAAACGGGACCUGGAACUGACACCCACCUCAGGGACCCUAUGUGGCAGCCUUUCAGGAAAGAAAAAGAAGCGGAUGAUGUAUUUGACUACCAAGAAUGCAGAGUUUGACCGCCAUGAGCUGCUCAUUUAUGAAGAGGUGGCCCGCAUGCCCCCCUUCCGCCGGAAAACCCUGGUGCUGAUCGGAGCUCAGGGUGUAGGCCGGCGCAGCCUGAAGAACAAGCUCAUCAUGUGGGAUCCAGAUCGAUACGGCACCACGGUGCCCUACACAUCCCGGAGGCCCAAAGACUCAGAGCGGGAAGGCCAGGGCUACAGCUUUGUGUCCCGCAGCGAGAUGGAGGCUGACAUCCGUGCUGGGCGCUACUUGGAACAUGGGGAAUACGAGGGCAACCUGUAUGGCACGCGUAUUGACUCCAUCCGGGGUGUGGUUGCUGCCGGCAAGGUGUGCGUGCUGGAUGUCAACCCCCAGGCAGUGAAAGUGCUGAGAACAGCUGAAUUUGUCCCUUAUGUGGUGUUCAUCGAGGCCCCUGACUUUGAGACCCUACGGGCCAUGAAUCGGGCUGCACUGGAGAGUGGGGUGUCCACCAAGCAACUCACGGAGGCGGACCUGAGGAGGACAGUGGAGGAAAGCAGCCGCAUCCAGAGGGGCUACGGGCACUACUUCGACCUCAGCCUGGUCAACACCAACCUGGAGAGGACCUUUCGUGAGCUCCAGGCUGCCAUGGAGAAGCUGCGGACGGAGCCCCAGUGGGUGCCCGUCAGCUGGGUGUACUGAGACUGUUCAUGUGGACCUCACCCCUCUGGGUUGUGCCCCAGAACCCUGAAUUCAUCCCCUUCCCCAGCCAUGACCCCCAGCCCUGAUCCUUAGCCCUGAUCCCUGGUGGUCUGGCUCUCCCUGGGUGACGGCUCCUAGCAGGGCCUAAUCUGGCUUCAGCACAGAUGCGUGUACUGCCAAGGUGGUGGGUGUUCAUGGGGUACCUCUGUGCCCAGGUGCUGCCCACUCCCGAUGCCCACUGGCCUCCAGAUGUCCCUCUCUGAGGGCCAGGCUGUGCCCAGGAGUGUGUCAGGGUCACCUCUGUAAUGCUCAGUCCAGAGAAGAGAAAAGCUGCUAUGGGGCCAUGUGGUCGGUAGGUACACUGCCCCCUGCCACCUCUCUCCAGUCACCUUUUCUCCUUGGACUAGUAACACCCUCUCCAUUCCUGGGCUCCUCCCACCUCUCACCCCUGUGGCCUGGGAGCAGGCCUUGGGCUGUUUCCACAUGGUCCCAGUAGCCAAGCAGUCCUGGGCUAUGGUGCCAGCCUGGUGCCAUCCUGAAGGCUGGAGGAGCCAAAGCACGAGCCAGCUACCACAGCCAGGGAGCAGUGCCGUCCCAGCUCCCUUGUAAUGAGGCGGGGUCCUACACGUGGACCCUGCCCUGUCCUUCCCUCAUCCACAGCUUUUCACUGCCGAAGUCUCUCCACAGACUUCUCUGAUGUGCCCCGGACAGGUCAGCUCUGCUCCCCGCAGGGCAAGGUCAGCAGGGGUUGGUGGGCUCAGCGAAGGUAGGGGUGAGCUGAAGCCUGAGCCGUGUGACAGGGAGCCUUCUACUACUGACCAUGGCCCACGAUGGGGCACAUCUGGGCUCCCUGUUUGUGACCAUUGUCCAUGUUGGUCUCUCUGGAGGGGUCCAGGUGGCCCGCUCACAUCAGGUCUGCCUGGGUGUUUGAGGGGCUGAGGAUGCGUGCAGAGGGGAGCUUGUGAGCUGGCCAUGGAGCAUGUGGCUGGCAGAGGACAUCUGUGCUCUAGGCGGCUCCUUGUUGUUCAACUCCAGGGGGCGCUAUCCACACUGUUCCUGCCUGCACAGCUUCUGUUCCACAGGCUGGGGCACCUGGUCUGUGUCUGUACUGUUAGCGUGUGUGUCAGUCUUGGUUUUGGGAGAGGAGAAGCGAAGGGUUGUUUUGCUUUGGAGGUCACUCUUUGGGGCCCUUUAUGGGGGUUCCCCAUCAGCCCCCAUUUCUUAUGAAACCCUUAUUCCAGAUUCCAGAAUCUUGACCCCCCAUGUCUUUCUCCCCUUUCCUAUUGUCACCCCAUCCUAAAUGACACCCUUGAGUCCUUGGGGAGGACAAUUGUGUAAAAUAGGAGAAUCUCUUUUAAGAAUGCCGUCCUCGACUUCCCCAGGCAUCUGGCCCUUGUCCCUCUCUGUGAGCCUGUCUGGGGUGAACCUGUCCUUGCAGGGACCACCCCCUCAUCCCCACCACCUGCCCCUGUGCUUCCCAGUUCUCUGAGUGUCUGAUCCGACUUCGCUGCAGGUUCAGCCCGAGCUGGCCCCUGAACCACUGUGUGCCCAUUUCCUAGGGAAGGGGAGGGAGAAGAAACAGAAUAUUUAUUACAAAGUUAGAAAUAUAUUUAUUAUAUUAGGGAUCUCAUUUGCAUUUGCAUAAGAUAUGCAAAUGAGAUGUCAAGGUCAAGCCUGCUCCCAUCUCAUUUGCAUAGCUCUGCAUCCACUAUGCAUUCGCCUUUUUACUCCUCUUUUCCCUCAGUUCAAUUCUUCCUUGCAUCACCCUUACCCACAGCCCAAGGGGACCAGGAGGGGGAGGAAAACCGGUUGCCGCUCUCCUGCUGGUCAGAGGCAAUGGUAUCCUUUGCCAGUUCCCACCUUACCUGGGGCACUUGGGAGUAGAAGCAAAGAAGGCAUCUUCAGAUGCAGCCCCCCCAACCCUUGGUCAACCUCCAAAGUCCCCUGAUGGAAACAGCAUGCUCUGAUGGGGGUGGAGGGAGCUGGGGGCUGGGCAUCUUGCUGAGGAGUUGGCUCCUGGCCCUGUAGGGCAGAUCUCCCGUGUUGAUGCUGUUCUGGCACCUUCACAUCUAGUGAUGCCCUGGAGGCAGGGCUGGGUCCCCCCUCUCCUGUCUUCAUCCCUCCCUGAACUGCAUCUUACCUCCCCUACACAAGCCCCACUCCCUGGCCCAGGGCUGGGUCGGAACAGGUGUCACCCACCAUGUUACCUCUCUGACCCUAUCCUCCUUCCCUGGCCGCUUGCAUUUGAGGAACCUCGGGAUAAUGAGGACUCUGCCCCGCAUUGUCCACACUCCGUGCCAGCCCUGUUGCCUUUCCCCUCUCCCCUCCCUCAGCUUUUGCUCUGACUGGUUUUCUUUCUUUUCCUUUGAUUAAAUGUGAAAACAAAG
Molecule: messenger RNA, 4097 nt
Organism: Canis lupus familiaris (dog)
Lineage: Eukaryota; Metazoa; Chordata; Mammalia; Carnivora; Canidae
Gene: MPP2
Product: membrane palmitoylated protein 2
Exons: 12
Coding region: 1-1710 (569 amino acids)
Cellular component (GO): cell-cell junction; plasma membrane
Molecular function (GO): protein binding
Source: RefSeq, a predicted model, not a curated record